Messenger RNA from Alexandromys fortis (reed vole), 1030 nucleotides. RefSeq names its product cell cycle checkpoint protein RAD17-like. Lineage: Eukaryota; Metazoa; Chordata; Mammalia; Rodentia; Cricetidae. Bases 294 to 560 code for a protein of 88 amino acids. The transcript has a single exon. The record is from RefSeq and is a predicted model, not a curated record.
UGCCACCAUCGCCUGGCUCUAUUUUUAAAAUUAUAAAUUAAAUAAUAUAAAAUGUAGUCCUAUUCAUGUUUCCUGAGAUUUCUGUUUUCUGCUCAUUUUUAAUGUAUAUAUAAACAUUAGUGCAUAGGAACUUUGCUGGAGACAUUGACCCUCUUGUAGGCAGUAGGGUUUAUUCACAGUUUCUCAUUCACCUUGCAUUUUGUGUAAGUGGAAAGACCUCUUAGGUUACAAUUGAAAGGAAUCUCCUGUUUGGUAACUACUGACGUCUGCCCUGUGAAUCCCACAGGUUGAAAAUGGAAGCCCUGACCGAGCGAGAGCUCAUAGAGCCCGACAGCGAGGAUGAGUUCCCCCGUACUGGAGGGCGGCCUGCACAGGACGCUCAGGGUGAAGCCUCGCAGACUGCUGACCCAGAGCCCUGGUCUCUCCCCCUGAGUCAGAACAGCGGGAGUGACCUGCCUGCUAGCCAGCCGCAGCCCUUCUCCUCCAGAGUGGACAUGGAGGAAGAGGAGGAGGAGGAGGAGGACAUCAUAAUAGAGGACUAUGACAGUGAUGGGACUUAGAAAACACCUGUCAGUCAAAGUGCUCAGGACUACAGAAACUGGUACUUGAACAGCAUUAACACACUUCUGGUGCGUGGCAAGCCGUUUGCUGAUUGCUCAGUUGUCACAGAGUUCCUUCCCAGCCGGUGACUUGAGUCAUCCUGAAGUAAAGCAGGGCUCAAGUACCAAGUCUUUAGUAUUUAUUUAGUCUUGUGAAAGCUUUAGGGAGGAGCGGUCACAGUGUGAAGUGUGGUUUUCAGUGUCCUGCUUAAAUAUCAGAAAAUGUGAAGGAGUAAUCCAGAAUAUAGACUUUAUGGGGUGUUGUAAAUUGAUUUGUAAAACAAUUUAUGAGUAUAAAUAAACUUUGUGCCUUAUUUACAGUUUGCAUGUAGCUUCACAGAUACCGUUUGGUAUGUUGUACAGUGGAAUAUUUUAGAUACUUCUGGAAAAUAUUUACAUAAUUUAUAUAAAAAUUAAAAUAUUGGCUUUCA